GGUGGAGAGGUGAGGAAAAGUAACUUCAUUCUUGUGAAAUUAUAAAUCUACCUCAGAGAGCAAGGAAAGUAACUGAGGAAGAAUGGAAAGGGAAGAGCUGGAACCCGUGGGGUCUCCUUCAGAGGUUUUACAACCUGAGGUUACUGUGGUGGUGACAGGAGAGCCGCCUGAAGCUGAAGAAGAAGAUCUAGAUUAUGAAGAAGAGGAAGAGACCUCCUCAGAAGUCAUAGAGACACUGUCCCUUCUCGAUGUGCUGAGGGUAUCUGCAAUUAUGGAGGACAUUAUUGACCAGCUCUCUAUUCUAGGCUACAUCAUUCCGGUUCAGUAUGAAAGAAGGCAGAGCCUCAGCCAGAAAGCCAGCCAUGAAGCAGUAUCUAUGGUUUCCAGCACACCGAAAAUAUCUUCUUCUUUGUUAACUAAAGAAAAAUCUUUAAUUAACCUGGUGGCAGAAAACAAACCAAGAGGGCAGGAAUUUACUUUUAAAAAAUCUACAAAGCAGACCACAAUGACUCUGGAAACACUGAAGAAAAUUCAGAAUGACAGGCAAUAUUUCAGUGAUGUGAUUGCAAACGCCAUGAUGGAGAUGCAAGAUUCUGGCUCUUUCACCAGUCUCCUGGAAGCCUUGGGCAAAGAAAGAGACAGCAAAAUGAAUUUCCAUGAUGUCAUCACAAGGGAGGAAAAAGGAAGAAAACAGAUAAAAUCUCUUCAAAAACAGUUAAUUGAUGUCAAGAGGGAGCGUCAAAUGCAAGUGCAGAACGGGAACGAUUACAUUGCUCACCUCAGGGACCAGUUACAAGAGAUGAAGGCGAAAACCAACUUGGAGAAUCUUUAUAUGAAAAGAAAUACUGAGCUGCAGAUUGCCCAGACCCAGAAGAAAUGUAACCGGGCAGAAGAACUCUUGCUGGAGGAGAUUGAGAAACUGAGGAUGAAAACUGAAGAGGAGAACCGGGUUCACGCAGAGAUUGAAAUGUUCCUUAAAAACCAGCAGCAGAAACUUGAGGAGAAGCUAGAGUUCUGGAUGGAGAAAUUUGAUAAAGACACAGAAGCGAAGCAGAAUGAGUUAAAUGCUCUCAAGGCUGCCAAGGCCAGUGACCUAGCACACCUUCAAGACCUGGCAAAGAUGAUCCGGGAGUAUGAGCAGGUCAUUAUUGAGGACCGGAUAGAAAAGGAGAAGACCAGGAAGAAGUUGGAGCAGGAUGACCUCGAACUAAGGAGCAUUGUGAAGCUCCAGGCCUGGUGGCGAGGCACAGUGGUCCGGAAGGAAAUCGGAAAUUUCAAAAUGCCCAAGAAAGACAAAGAUGACAGCAAAGACUCGAAAGGCAAGGAGAAGGAGAAGCGGAGAGGCAAGAAGUAAUGGAUGUCUGCUGUUCCUUCUCAGGCCUCGAUCGAGACACGUGUGAUGCUGCCACAGCACCCACCACCAGGCUCACAGAGACACCUGGGGGUUCGCUCUGUUACUCUAGUUUCCAAACCCCAAUGAGGGCUAUCAAAGGGCUGUGGGGCCUCCUCAGACCAGACUGUGGGGGAACCAUGUUGAGUAGCUUUGUGAGCAUCCUUAUUAUUUUCUCUCACCAGAAAGCAGUUCAUUAGCUUAUAGUGAAGUAUUAAAAACUCCUGACACAUCU
This is a messenger RNA of Grammomys surdaster, 1625 nucleotides long. RefSeq names its product IQ motif containing G (gene Iqcg). Gene Ontology annotation, biological process: cilium organization; sperm axoneme assembly. Bases 83 to 1354 code for a protein of 423 amino acids. Gene Ontology annotation, cellular component: cytoplasm; sperm flagellum. The record is from RefSeq and is a predicted model, not a curated record. Lineage: Eukaryota; Metazoa; Chordata; Mammalia; Rodentia; Muridae. Gene Ontology annotation, molecular function: protein binding. The transcript has 11 exons.